AUGGAAGUAACUCCGUUUCGCUUGGCUCUUGUUCACCAGACUAGUAACACGAAAUAUCUCCUGUGCGCUUUGUGGAGCAACUACAUGGUAUCUUCCGUAGAAAUCGGUAAUCAGGUAAAUCUUUCGGAACAGUUGUUUGACCACAGCACAGAGUCACAAUGCAGAUAUUUUUGCUGCCCAACGAGUAGAAAUGGCAUUAAGGAAUGGACAAUUGUUGAGUUACAAGGAGUGCUAGAAAUAGGUCAGGAUUUCCUUGGCAAGUUAAUCGGGAAUUUAGCGUGGAUGGAUAAAACAGCAUAUCUGAUUAUAACACACAACAUCUUGGAGGGGAAAGAAGCGAAGUUGGAAAAACCGCUGAUCGUACUUUCACUGGACUCCAAUGGCAAUAAAAACCAACUAGUGACUGCUAUCAUAAAAAAGAAAAUUAUUUUCAGAACCCGACCAAAGCCCUUGCUUUUUCGUGAAUUUGAGGCAUAA
Molecule: messenger RNA, 477 nt
Organism: Enterobius vermicularis (human pinworm)
Lineage: Eukaryota; Metazoa; Nematoda; Chromadorea; Rhabditida; Oxyuridae
Source: the annotation of a GenBank genome assembly